AGCAGUGUUCUUAUAUUCUGAUGAACAUAAAACUGUUUAGAAUGGGCUAAGUGAAGCCCAUCUUUAUUUGCCAGCCCAUCGUCAGGGGAGAAGGGGGUAUUGGUAUUUCCCGAUCUGAUUUGUUUCAGUGAGAGAGAGGACCUUCAGACCUAAAUCCGUCGCACCAAUGUUUGCAACCAAUCUGUCUGCCGCACCGGAUUUCUGGCACCAAUCUGUCCGCCGCACCGAUGUCUACCGGCAGUCCGUCCGCUGCCACGAUGGCCGCCGUCACUCCGUCUAUAGCAAAGCAGUAGUUAGGUAAGUAUUGGAAGGGUUCAUGAAGGGGGAAAAUGAGUCGCAGUUUUCAGCUCACGGAUGGUCGAUUGAUGGUAUAGCUGUGGAGCACAAGAUUUGAAUUUUUUGUUUCGUUUGGUGGGUAUUCACCUGGGUUUCAUAGAAGUGGUAUGCAGACGGUUAUCACCACUGUUAUCGACAAAUUGAAAGGCCCUCAAGGAAGUGGUUGGAGACAAUUAUCACCGAACUCUUUCUGCAGGCUACAACCACCUUUUUUGUAUGUUUCGGUGGUUACAAACGUGGGUGGGAUGGUUUCACGGCUGGAGGAGGCUAUAAAAGGACAAGUUCUUCCAGCAAAAAGAACAUUUCCCUUACACCCAUUCUCUUCCCCUUUUACCCAUAAGAAAUUGAGAGAACAAGAUGGCACCGCAGCCGCUAAAGGAUCUCUCCACCAAUUCCCAGAAAUGGAUCAUUCAAACUCGGGUCUCUUGGAAGUGGAUAGCAACAAACUGCAACACUAGAAAGCUUCUGCAUUUGGACUUGGUCCUCAUCAAUUCAGAGGGGUCAGAUAUUUGGGCUAUGAUUCCUCCAUUUCUGAUUCCAAAGUUUGAAUCGACUCUGAAAGAGCAAGAAGUCUAUGAGAUUAGACAUUUCAAGGUUACUCUUGCGAAGAACGCAUUCAGGCCAGUGCCCAAUCGUUUGAUGUUAGAGUUUGAUUCAGCAACUUUGGUCCAACAUGUGAAAAGUUUUCCAAGCAUACCGUCCUACAAGUUUUACUUUCUCGAGCACUCUGACAUGAUGCAGAGGCUGUAUGACAAGAAGAAUUUAUCGGUCACCUCCAAAAUCUCAGCAACAAAAUGUUGGAAAGAUAUCACACUCAAAUUGAUUGAAGGUGAGAUGCUAAGGGUGACUUUAUGGGGAAGUAUUGGAAACCAACUAGAUGACAUUGUCUCCCACAGUGAAGGUCGACCAGUGAUUCUCACUAUUACCUCUGUUUUUGUUGACGAAUAUAAAGGGGAGCUUUGUCUAUCGUCCACAGGGGCUACAUUUUUUAAGGGAUGGCAGGUUGAAUGCACCUAUCCUGCUUGUUGAGGAACCAGCCCCUGAGGUUCAAAAAAUUUCCAUAGCUCAGCUUAACGAAUUCAAAACUAUGGAAGAGAAGAUUGCAAGUUUUUCUUUACAAGUCAUAAAAAUCAUUGAAAUUUCUAAUAUAGCUAUUAUUGAGUUAAACUUUCUGUAAAUUUCAGGAUCAAGUGUUUCCUGUUGAAGGUCAAGUCAUUCAAGUACGAUCCAAUUGGUUUUACAUGGGCUGUGUUGGCUGCCCUCGCAAAGUGGAAGAGGACUUGGAUGAGUAUUUUUGUGGACACUCCAAUACCACCUCUAAAAGUGCAGCUCUGCCAAGUAAUUUUUUUAGCUACUGUCACAAUGUUGCAAUGUGGUUGCUUUUGACCUUCAACAAUAUUGUAGGAUCAUGUUUGAUAUAAGGUGGUUCCGAUUAUGAAGAAUGAGUUUAGUAGUUUGCUUUUCAUUUAUGGGCUCUUAGUAAGCAACUUGCUCUUCAUUUAGAUUGUAAUAUAUGUGAUUUAAUCAAAACAGAAAUAGUUUUAGCUUGCCAUGGGUUGCUUAUAAUUGGAGUUUCCAGUUUUUUUUUAACACAAUCAAAUUAUUAUGUGGUUUACUGAAAUGAAAGAAGUUACAGCUUGCUGUCAUUUGCGUUUAAUAGGCAUUUGUGUGUUUAUUCAAAAAACAAUAACACUCACCUUCGGACAACUACUACAAUUCAUAGAACAAACUAAUAGCAAAGGAACAACAUAAGUUUGUUUGUCUUAGUUAUGAAAAUUUGAUAGGAAGCAUGAACUUCAAACAUAGCUUCAGAUUUAGACUUUACUCACACAUGAAUUGAAAUUAAUUUUUGAUAUAGGCAUAGAGUGAAGCUUCAGUUGCAGGAUGAUUCUGGUGAAGCUGAUUUUGCAAUUUUGGAGCGUGAAGGACUGCGCUUCUUUGGCGUUAUGGCUGAUGUUUUAUUCCAAGGAAAUCAGAGGAAGAAGGAACCAAUUCCCCGGCAGAUUGAGCAAGUUGUUAGCAUGAAAUUGAAAGUGUAUGUUAAACUAACCCAAUUCAACUUCAUCAACCCUCAAGCCGAAUAUACUGUGGCUUGCAUAGAACAUGAUCCUCUUGACGUAAUGACGGCAGGUCAGUGUCACUUUCAUUUAGAGAUAAGAUUCAUUCAUUCAUUUCUCUUAUUACUCUAAUAACUUUUGCACCAACUCAAUGAGAAGUCACCUGCAUCCCAAACUUCAUUUCAUGCCAACAGCCAAGAAAUUAGCCCUGAUUUGGUUGAUGCAAACUUGGAGGAUAGCACUGCAAGUCCUGAAGCUACCGAAGAGAAUAACUUCAAGAGGCAAAAGAAGGCCCACGUGGUUGAUUCUGAUGAGGAAGAGAAGUAGUGUUGGAUUCUAGAAAUUUCAAUUAUUACUAAGUUCUUGGCUGUGAAACUUAUGUCUAGCAUUUUAUUGCUCAUAUAUGAGUUCUUUAUGGAUGCUUUAUUUUUAUGAAAUUUGGAACUUUAGAUUGUACAUAAUUUCAUCUGUCAGUUUCCAAAUACAAUAUGAAUUUGAAUGAGAAAUAAUAUUAUCUUCAGGUUUAUUACAUUAGCAGUUCAUUAUCCAUGUAUUUGGCAAAGCCACCUAGGCUUUCUAUUUUUCUUAGCAGCAAGUGCUCUAAGCUACAACUUUUGGACAACAUCAUGUUGCACUUCCGGAGAUUCUGCUGCUAGAACCUAUGGGAACUGAGUUGCUUCCUUCCUAGGUAGUUUGUUCAUUUCUUGGUUCUAUAUGUGAAUGUUAUUUCACCAAGAUCGAAUUCCACCGGCCAACGGGCCGGACCUGAUGCUAGUAAAUAAAUAAAUGAAAAGAAACUAUCCAGAAGCAACGUUACACAUGUUGCAAUUUCAAGGCCAAGGAUUUGUGUUUUGGCUUUUAACACCUUUGUUUUGUUAUUGGCAGCUUUGUGGGUAGGUUUAACCUAAUUAUUUUGGGUUGUUUAAGUUGGGGUAUUUGUUGACACCCAAAAUUAAUUUGGUUUAAAUUAAAUGUCGCAUUAAUGAGUCUUGAUAUUUAAUUCGAUGCCGAUUUAUAAAAAACGACACUAUUUAGAAUCAAGCGAUGUUGUGAAGAGGUAAAAUGGCACCGCGAAAAUCAAGGCUCACCAGCAUCGCGAGACUAGAAAACGAUGUUGUUUAGCCAAAAACGAUAUCGCGUGAAGUAUCAACUAUGUUGUGGUAUUGGUAAGAGAUGUCGUUUAGUUUAAAAAAAACAAUAUUGGAGUGGUUACGAGCUUGAUCCAAGGGCCACCAAGUCCAACGUGAAUUCAAAGUCGCCCAUAAUACCAAGAGCGACAUUAUUUAAUUGAAAACAAUGUCGUAAUGGCCAAGUUUUUAGAUUUGCCGGUACAAUUAACUAAAAUUUUUAAUGAUUAUUUUGAACGAUGUCGUUUAGUUGAAAACGACAACGCUAGUAAGUCCACCAAAUCCGUGGUACUUGAAAUGACAUUGUUUAGUAGAAAACAAUGUCGUGAGCGGCUUUGCAGUGUGGGGGGUGGAGUUGGAAAAUGAGUGCUCUCUAUUCCUUACCAAAGAAUGAGAGGAUUUUGCAAGGGGCCGAUAACAACAUUGUUGGUGGCGUGACCAACAUUGUCGUGAGGUAAUAAGAAACCGCGUUGCUUGGUAAAAUAAAACAACACCGCGAGAAGUCAAGACCCAACGGCAGCGGUGUAAUAAGAAACGACAGUGUUUAGU
Linum trigynum is the source of this 4069-nucleotide messenger RNA. NCBI's taxonomy places the organism in Eukaryota, Viridiplantae, Streptophyta, Magnoliopsida, Malpighiales, Linaceae. The record is from the annotation of a GenBank genome assembly.